AUGGCCCCAAGUGGAGGAGGAGUGAAUAAAAACAACGGGACAUCAAUAUCGAGAAAUCAUAAUGGAGGUGGAGGAGGACUAGGGGCAAGACAGUUAAAAAAAGGUCCAUGGACAACAACGGAAGAUGCGAUUUUGAUGGAGUAUGUGAAGAAACACGGAGAAGGGAAUUGGAACGCGGUUCAAAGGAAUUCGGGUUUAAUGAGAUGUGGGAAGAGUUGUAGGUUAAGAUGGGCGAAUCAUUUGAGGCCUCAUCUAAAAAAAGGUGCAUUUUCUUUAGAGGAAGAAAGGCUUAUUGUGGAACUUCAUGCAAAACUUGGAAACAAAUGGGCUCGUAUGGCUGCUCAGCUUCCUGGUAGAACAGACAAUGAGAUCAAGAAUUAUUGGAACACGAGGCUAAAGAGAAGACAAAGAGCCGGAUUACCAAUAUACCCUCAAGACAUACAACCACAAAAUUACCAACAAGACCAAAAUCAACAACAUAGUACUAAUAUCCCUUCACCAUUUGAUAAUCAUCAAAACUCCAAUUACAACAAUAAUUCCCCUCUUUCCCUUUUAGAUAUCUUCAAUCCUUCAACAAUGAAACCUAGUAGAAACAUUAUUCCACAUCAAUACCAAUUCAACAAUAAUCCUAGUUCUCCAUUUCUCACAAACACAAAUAAUAUCAACAACCAAGUCAAGUUUUUUCGCGACCCUCGCGUUAGCCUCUCUCUAACAUUAGCAUCAUCGAUGAAGAAUUCACAACUUUCUUCAAUGGUAGCACCCGUGCCUAAUAAUUUUAGUCAAGGUUAUUCUAGUUCAAUGCCGGUCCCACCACUUCAACAUACCUAUCCAAAUUUCACCACAACUACUAGACCUUAUACCGCGAUUUCCUCAAACCCUAAUGGUUUAAUCUUAGGUAUGGGCAUAGAGCAUCGUUCAGUCCAAUCGUCUGUGCCUAGAAAUACAAGUACAUUAAGUGAUCAUGCUGAUAAUAAUUACACGGUUAAUCAUGGAUUAUCGCGAGGAAAUAGUGGAUUAUUAGAAGAUUUAUUGGAGGAAUCUCAUACUUUAACAAGAGGUGAAAAAAUUGAGGAAAAUUGUCCAAUUAAUGAAAAUGAAGAUAAUAAUAAAGGGAAAUUAGUUUGGGAAGAAUAUGGAUUAACAGAAGAAGCAGCAGAUGCAAUUUUAACUGAAGAAUCAACAUAUAAUUUUGCUCAUAAACAUUCUGAAGAUUCAAGUUCUCCCAAUUCAUCCUCAGGGAUAACAACAAAGGAAGCCUCAUUAGAGAAUAUGGGUAAUCAAGUGGAUGAUGAUAUUAUGAGAUUUCUUGAUAAUUUUCCACUUGGUGUACCUGUUCCUGAUUGGUGUGAUGAUCAACAAAAUACAUCCAAUGGUCAAUCUUUUGAAUGUGACCAAAUUCAAUUGUCCUCAAAAUCAAGUUCAUGAAGACUCAAAAUCG
Molecule: messenger RNA, 1438 nt
Organism: Solanum verrucosum
Lineage: Eukaryota; Viridiplantae; Streptophyta; Magnoliopsida; Solanales; Solanaceae
Product: transcription factor MYB101-like
Exons: 4
Coding region: 1-1425 (474 amino acids)
Source: RefSeq, a predicted model, not a curated record